Drosophila subpulchrella is the source of this 2234-nucleotide messenger RNA. RefSeq lists its product as uncharacterized. The coding region runs from base 701 to 1105 and encodes 134 amino acids. The record is from RefSeq and is a predicted model, not a curated record. Lineage: Eukaryota; Metazoa; Arthropoda; Insecta; Diptera; Drosophilidae. The transcript is spliced from 2 exons.
UUUAUUGCGUUUUGGUAUUUUUGUAGUCGGAGUCAGCUGACAAAUGUUUUGAGUUUAAUUUUCAACAGCACGUUUUUGAUGAAAUGCACUCGGCUGCAACUCGACCAUCCACGACGUAUAUCCCAGCACCCAGCAUCAGCUCGACCAUCCACGACGUAUAUCCUAGCACACAGCAUGAGCGGAUUGCAUUCCUGGCGGCAGCGCACGUUAGUGUCCUGUUGUUAGUCGCCCCUGGCUGCCCCAGCCACAGUUGAAGAUGAGAUUGUUCGGAGUUCGGCCAAUUUGCAGUGGGCCACGAAAUCCCUCUGACGAAGGCGCAAGUGGGCCCGUGCGCAGCGCCGAUGUCCAUUUGUUCUCGAAUAGCAGUGCAACAGUCAACCAGGCGGCAAUUCACGUCUUAAACGUCUUAGCGUGCGACAUCAGCAGUUCGCCGUAACUGCGGAAGCGCCCAACUGUGUUACACUGCCGGCAUGCAUAGCCACCAUGGCCCAGGAUGGAGGUGGGGUCAAUUGAGACCUGUACAAUUCGCAGUAGGCUCUGUAUCCUUUCCCUUUGAGAUGAGUAAAUGUUAAUUGUACCCUUCCUCUUAGGAUCUUCAAAGUGACAUUCGUCCGGGAAGCAGCCCAGAGCAGAGCGCGUUUACAGACUACAUACGAGAGGCCGUAGUGGAACACCCAGCGGCACGCAGACGUACCAGAGCAUGCUUCUGGGAGCUAUGCUUUGUCCACGAAUCAGUUCCGACAGCCUUGGUUCCCUCACUGACGGCGUGCUUGGCCAACUCUCCGGGCAGGAGCAGGCGAACAGCCGUUUGGAUCUCCCGACUGGUUAUGGUCGAGCGCUUGUUGUAGUGAGCCAGACGAGACGCCUCGGCAGCAAUGCGCUCGAAGAUAUCAUUCACAAAGCUGUUCAUGAUGCUCAUCGCCUUCGACGAAAUGCCGGUGUCAGGGUGGACCUGCUUCAGGACCUUGUAAAUGUAGAUGGCGUAGCUCUACUACCUCUUGCGCUUCUGCUUCUUAUCGGUCUUGGUGAUGUUCUUCUGGGCUUUGCCAGCCUUCUUGCCUGCCUUUCCACUAGUUUUCGGCGGCAUUUUUCACUUCACUUAUGAUUUCACAAACACAACUCACUGCCAAUUUCAUGUAGACAUAUAGGAAAUAAUGUCGAUGUCUUAUAGAAUACAUGUUAAUAUCAUUUAAAUAAAUCGUGUGUAUAUUUAAAAUGCUUUAAUAGUGAAUAUUUAAUACAUGCAUACCUUAUGUAAAAAAAUGUAGCUUUCGUAAAAUGCAUAUAGAAUUUAAAACUGUGUCAAUUUAUUGAGUCGUGUAAAAUUCUGAAACAAUUCAUUGUUUUAGAAACUUUGUAUUCAUUAUAUGUACAGUUUUUUUUAUAAUUUAUAAAUAAUGCAUCAACACAUAAACUUACAAGGCUUGUAAAAAAAAUUAAUUUAAACCUAUUUAAAAAUGAUACAAAAUGAAAUUCAUUUUUAACGCUUUAAUAUUAAACAUACUUUUCAUGUAAGAUUAUUGUAGAUUUUUGUUAUUCAUCUAAAAUUGAUUUACGUCAAAAAAAAUGACGUUAUUUUUAAUUAAAACAUAUCAAAUUUAUCCACACAAACAAUAUAAAUCAAAUGAAAUUUGUUUUAGUUUUUCAACUAAUAAAUAAUUGGAAAUUAAUAAAUAUUUAAAUCCAAAAUGUGCUUAAUGUGAGAACUUUUCAGCGCGAACAUUCUUAAAUGGUAAGGAUUAAAUCGUUCUUAAAACAAGGCUGGUUGUACUUGAUUUUAGCACGGUGUUUUUCCGUGAGGGUAUAUUUUUUAUUAUAAAAGAUUUUUAACUCUAGGAAUUAUUACUUCAGCUGCGAUUAGUUUUUAGCCUUGUCUAGAGCUAUUAAUUGUUUGUUAGUACAAGUUCAUGUGUCCGAAAAAAUAAUUGAAAUUAAUUUGUGUUUGAGGGCCAUUCUAGUAUAAGAUGAAAUUUAUGUGUCGUAUUUAUUGUUGUCCUCUUCUAAGGAAUUGGACUAGCAACUCGCCAAUUGCAGCGUCUGAGUUCUGUUACAGUGGCGGCGUGCGUAUCGCCGCCAUCUUCUAACGAAUUGGGCUAGGGUGGCUCGACGUAUAAUUGAUGUAUAAUUGAUGUGUAAUUUAUGUAUAAUUGAUGUAUAAUUGAUGUAUAAUUGAUGUAAAAUUGAUGUAAAAUUGAUGUAAAAUUGAUGAAAAAUUGAUGUAUAAUUGAUGUUAA